Coprinopsis cinerea okayama7#130 is the source of this 1276-nucleotide messenger RNA. RefSeq lists its product as hypothetical. Bases 1 to 897 code for a protein of 298 amino acids. Lineage: Eukaryota; Fungi; Basidiomycota; Agaricomycetes; Agaricales; Psathyrellaceae. The record is from RefSeq and is a predicted model, not a curated record. The transcript has 2 exons.
AUGUAUAUCGGGUCAUCUCCAACUCGCGAACAGGAGGACAAGGUUAUUCACAAUCGACGAAGGAAAUCUCGACUUUCUGGAAUUCCACCCCUCCAACCAGCCGAAAGCCUUGUCUCCCUUUCCAGCACUUCGGAAGAAAUCGUUGAGAAUCUUCUUCGACCAGGGGCUUUCGAUGACGACACUGAAGAGGAAGAUGGACGCACGACACCUACUGGGAAGCACAAGGCGAGAGUAAUACAGUGGCAGGAGACCCUGAUAGCUGCCACUCCCAAAGGGAGGAAAUCGACCGGCUAUCCAAAGUCCUCACCAAGUUCGCCAAUGCCAGGAACUCUUAUUACGCCCAACUCCAGCUUCUUCGACUCUUACACCUCAAUCCCAGACGAGAAACCACCCAAAAUGCAUGCCACCUGCCAGACUGAACCUUCAUUCUCUCAGUCCGCCACGCACCAGCCUUCGAACGCUCCGGUCUCGCAGCGCAAGACGAAACCCCUUUCGAGAACCAUGAGCAUGGAGCAACGCCAGCUGUUCAUUUCUCGCCUCGGAGCCGCAUACGCAGAGAAGGCUACGAUCUACGUCGUUCCCAAGGCUGAUGUCCACGUUAUUGCCGAUACGGCUCGCGAUACAGGUUUCAUUGCAAGCGUUGUCACGAACGAGGUCGAAGGGGAUGAUCAAAGUCUACUCGUUAUAGGAAGGGACGAAGAGGAGGUCGAGAAGCUUUUGGCGCGCGUCCAGCAAGCUGAAAGGAACAAGGUCACUGAGAAGAUGACGUCCGCAUCAUCAUCUUCUGCAGAUUAUGCUCCCGAAAAGCCCAGGUCGUCCACAUCCGCGUUAAAAGCGGCGGCGGGAGGUGCUGUUGUUGGUGCUGUCGGUGCUUGGGCAGGUUUAGCCUUUUCUUAAUGUGGGAUGUGUCAGGAUUUCCGGAAUGGUUGCAUUGAACGCAGGCGAUUGGGUUUUGCCUAGUAUGGCGCCCCCUUCUCCCUCGAUCGUACCGUUGACCCGGACUAAGCUCUUUACUCUAAUACACCCUACUAUGCCUUCCUUUCCGAGCUCGUUGGAUCUCGUGCGUUUUCUUGCGUUCUUCUUUCAACUAUCCUUUCCCUUCGGAGUCUUGUCUAUGACCUCUUUCCUUCCACUCUUACCUCGGUUCCGAGGGUAGGCUCAAGCUCUAUGUACACGAUGUUCGAUUCGAAGUGCAGUAUUGUACCUCUUGUGGCCUUGUACGACUUGACUGCUCUACUGGCUUAAUUCUUACGUCUAUAAUACCAACUCUCCUACU